Messenger RNA from Lactuca sativa (garden lettuce), 4500 nucleotides. Its product is annotated as putative disease resistance RPP13-like protein 1. Lineage: Eukaryota; Viridiplantae; Streptophyta; Magnoliopsida; Asterales; Asteraceae. The record is from RefSeq and is a predicted model, not a curated record. Gene Ontology annotation, molecular function: ADP binding.
CUUUACUCUAAACAAUAAUUGAAAUCGAUCUCAUUGUUCAUCCAAUUCGUCAACAUCUCUUGAUAAUUGAAAUAAUUUUCUCUUUGCAUCCAUUUCAUCUACAUCAAUACUAUAUUCUCUGCUAUUGCCAUAAACAAUAAACAAUGGCUGAAAUCGUUCUUUCUGCCUUGUUUACAUUAGUCUUUGAAAAGCUGACCUCUGAAGCCUUGAAGAAAAUCGCUCGCUCCAAGGGAAUUGAUUCAGAGCUUAAGAAAUUGAAGAAAACAUUAGACCAGAUCCAAGAUCUACUUAACGAUGCUUCUCAGAAGGAAGUAACUGAUGAAGCUGUUAAAAGAUGGCUGAUUGAUCUCCAACAAUUGGCUUACGACACUGAUGACCUACUUGAUGAUAUCGCAACAGAAGCUAUUCAUCGUGAGUUGACUGAGGAGGGUGGAGCCUCCUCCAGUAUGGUAAGAAAACUAAUCCCAAGUUGUUGCACAAGUUUCUCACAAAGUAAUAGGAUGCAUGCCAAGUUAGAUGAUAUUGCCACCAGGUUACAAGAACUGGUAGAGGCGAAAAAUAAUCUUGGUUUAAGUGUGAUAACAUAUGAAAAACCCAAAAUUGAAAGAGAUGAGGCGUCUUUGGUAGAUGCAAGUGGUGUCUUUGGACGUGAAGAUGAUAAGAAAAAAUUGCUUCAGAAGCUGUUGGGGGAUAAAGAUGAAUCAAGUAGUCAAAACUUCAGCAUUGUGCCCAUAGUUGGUAUGGGUGGGGUUGGUAAAACAACUCUAGCCAGACUUUUGUAUGACGAAAAGGAAGUGAAGGAUCACUUCGAACUCAGGGCUUGGGUUUGUGUUUCUGAUGAGUUUAAUGUCCUUAAUAUAAGCAAAGUUAUUUAUCAAUCAGUGACCGGUGAAAACAAGGAAUUUGCAGGUUUAAAUCUGCUUCAAGAAGCUCUUAGAGAGAAAUUUCAGAACAAACUAUUUCUAAUAGUUUUAGAUGACGUAUGGUCUGAAAGCUAUGGUGAUUGGGAAAAAUUGGUGGUCCCAUUUCUUGUGGGGGCGUCUGGAAGUAGAAUAAUCAUGACAACUCGGAAGGAGCAAUUGCUCAAACAGCUGAGUUUUUCUCAUCAAGACCCUCUGCAGCGUCUAUCACAAGACGAUUCUUUGUCUUUGUUUGCUCAACAUGCAUUGGGUGUAAAUAAAUUUGAUUCGCACCCAACACUAAGGCCAUAUGGGGAACAGUUUGUAAAAAAAUGUGGGGGCUUGCCUUUGGCUUUAAGAAUACUUGGGAGGUUAUUAAGGACAAAAACAGACGAGGAAGAAUGGAAAUAUCUGUUGGAUAGUGAGAUAUGGAAUUUAGGAAAUGGAGAUAAGAUUGUUCCUGUUCUUAGACUAAGCUACAAUGAUCUUUCUGCCACUUUGAAGUUGUUGUUUGGGUACUGCUCCUUGUUCCCCAAGGAUUAUGAGUUUGACAAAGAGGAGUUGGUUCUGCUGUGGAUGGCAGAAGGGUUUUUGCACCACUCUGAUGUAAGAAAGUCAAUGGAGCAGUGGGGUCACAAAUGUUUUGAAGAGUUGCUGUCAAGGUCAUUUUUUCAACAUGCUCCUAAUAACAAAUCGUUGUUUGUGAUGCAUGACCUCCUGAAUGACUUGGCCGCACUUGUUGCUGGAGAUUUUUUUUCAAGGUUAGAUAUUGAGAUGAACCAGGAAUUUAGGAAGGAAGUUUUGCAAAAACACCGACAUAUGUCACUUGUUUGUGAGGAUUACAUGGUGUACAAAAGGCUUAGUCCAUACAGAGGAGCUAAAAAUUUGAGAACAUUUAUAGCAUUGUCUGUUAGGGUGGUAGAAGAUCGGGUUAAAUUUAACUUAUCAAAUAAGGUCCUGAGUGACUUACUUCAGGAGUUACCAUUGUUAAGAGUCCUAAGUUUGAGUAAUCUUAGCAUAAGCGAGGUACCAGAAGUCAUCGGUAGUAUGAAGCACUUACGGUAUCUUAAUCUAUCUCGAACUUUAAUCACACGUUUACCGGAAAAUGUCUGCAAUCUUUAUAAUCUACAGUCACUGAUCGUUUCUGGCUGUAAUAGUUUUGAAAAGUUGCCCAAUAGCUUCUCAAAGCUUAAAAAUUUGCAGCAUUUUGACAUGAGAGAUACUCCUAAUUUGAAGAAGAUGCCCUUAGGGAUUGGUGAGUUGAAAAGCCUACAGACUUUCUCCAACAUCAUUAUUGGAGGUGAAUCCGGCUUUGCAAUAAAAGAGCUUAAGAAAUUGCAAAAUCUCCAUGGAAAAGUUUUUAUUGCAGGGCUGGGCAAUGUGCAGAAUGCAAUGGAUGCACGUGAGGCAAACUUAUCACAAAAGAGGUUUACUGAGUUAGAGUUGAAUUGGGGUUCUGAGUUUAAUGUUAUUAGGACGGAAUUACUUGAAAAAGAGAUCCUUAAUGAGCUUAUGCCUCAUAAUGGUACUCUAGAGAAACUCGGAAUUAUGUCAUAUAGGGGUACAGAGUUUCCAAAUUGGGUUGGGGAUCCCUCGUUUCUUCGGUUGACUAAAGUGUCGAUAGAUGGCUGUGAAGAAUGUACAUCUCUACCAAGACUUGGGCAACUGCCAUCAUUGAAGGAGCUGUUUAUUGGUAAGAUGAGUAAGGUGAAGGUUGUAGGUUUGGAGUUACUUGGAACCGGCCUUGCAUUUCCUUCACUUGAAAUCCUAAGGUUUGAUAGUAUGUCGGGGUGGGAGGAAUGGUCAACAAAUAGUGGGGCGUUUCAUUGCCUUCAAGAGCUUCGAAUUUUAGAUUGUCCUAAUCUGGUUCGGCUCUCCCUUAAAGCACUACCUUCACUAAGGGUUUUGAAACUAAGAAAAUGUGGUCAUGGUGUCUUGAAAAACCUUGUUGAUGUAGCUUCAACAAUCACCAAGUUGGAAAUAGAUGAUAUUUCAGGGCUUACUGAUGAACUGUGGAGAGGUGUUACAGAGUAUCUUGGGGCGGUAGAAGAAAUAAGUAUCCGUUCUUGUAAUGAAAUAAGAUAUUUGUGGGAAUCAGAAGCAGAGGCAAGUAAGGUUCUUAUGAAUUUAAAGAAUUUGGAUUUAUGUGAAUGUGAAAAUUUGAUGAGUUUAGGGGAGAAAGAAGAGGAUAAUAUUAAUAGUGGGAGCAGCCUAACAUCUUUUAGGAGGUUAGAAGUAUGGAAAUGUAACAACUUGGAGCAUUGCAGUUGUCCAGAUAGCAUGGAGGAAUUGACUAUUUGUCAUUGUGAUUCAAUUACAUCGGUCUCCUUCCCAACAGGAGGAGGGCAGAAGCUCAAGGAACUUCUCAUUACUGGUUGCAAGAAACUAUUGGAAAAGGAGUUGGGAGGAAGAGAGAAGACAGGGAUGCUUAUAGACUCAAAAAUGCGGAUGCUUCGAUCAGUACAUAUAUAUAAAUGGCCAACUCUGAAAUCGAUCACUGCGUUGGGUUACUUCAUUAACCUUGUCAGGUUGAUAAUAAUAGAGUGUCCAAGUAUGGAGUCAUUUCCUGACCAUGAGUUGCCAAAUCUCACCUCUUUAACAAAUAUCUGCAUAGAAAGGUGUACAAGUAUGGAUGCAUCCUUUCCUCGUGGGCUUUGGCCUCCCAAAUUGUGUUACCUGAGAAUAGGAAGGUUGAAGAAGCCCAUCUCAGAGUGGGGCCCACAGAAUUUUCCAACAUCACUUGUUAACCUAAUAUUACAAGCCGGACCAUAUGAUGACAUGAAAAAGUUUGAUCAAUUGUCACAUCUUCUUCCUUCAUCUCUUACUAUUUUUGGCAUAGAAGGAUUUGAGAAACUGGAAUCGGUUUCAACAGGACUCCAACACCUCACCUCCCUCCAACAUCUCUUCAUUGAGUACUGCCCGAAGAUGAAAGAUCUACCACAAAACUUGUUGCCUUUGCUUCUGGUAUUGUGGAUCUAUGAAUGCCCAAAUCUGAAAGAAAAGAGUAGCAAAGGAGGAUACUAUUGGCCCCAAAUCUCCCUUAUCCCCUGCUUCAACAGAUUACACUAAGGAGAUCUUACAAGUUUAAUUUGAAGCCAUGAAUUUUGAAAUGAAAGCAUCAAGAGGAAGUAAAAGAUCAAACUGAUGAUGGUUUACAAAGGAAGACAUUUAUAUGGUGCUGCUUCUAGUUUACAAGGUGAACGACUUUACUUUCCAACAAUCAUUCAUGGAAGUUAAGUGCAGAACUCCUGCUGAUGAUCUAAGCUGUGAAGCUUCAAUGAUUUUUACUUGAUUCAAACCAAAGAGAAAGAGAAGUGUAGGUUUUCAUGAAGUGACAUCCUGUGAGGCAUGGUUGUUUGUUUUGUAUAGGAAGACUAUGUUUGAAAGUUAGAUUAAAAACAUAACAAAAACAGAGAACUCCAUCUGCUGUUCCAAGAAGUUGAAAACAGAGUUCAUGACACUUUGACUUUCAUCAAGUGUUGUCACUUUGACUUUCAUUGACUGUUGUGAUUUUUCUUUAUUUGUUUGUAUAUUCUGUUUUCCACUGUAGAUUUUUGUGUAUUUUCUUGGGCAAAUUCCAUGGAACCCAUUUGUUGUUUGA